This is a messenger RNA of Drosophila elegans, 2942 nucleotides long. Its product is annotated as kelch-like protein 26. Gene Ontology annotation, molecular function: protein binding. Lineage: Eukaryota; Metazoa; Arthropoda; Insecta; Diptera; Drosophilidae. The coding region runs from base 427 to 2316 and encodes 629 amino acids. The transcript is spliced from 4 exons. The record is from RefSeq and is a predicted model, not a curated record.
GCUUGCGCAAAAAAGAAGAAGAAGUAGACAAAAAAGCGACGAAACGAAACAAGAAACAUAAAGAAGCAGAGUGGCAGCACCAAGCAGUGAAAACGCACGAAAAGUUUCCUAGUUUUUAUUUAGUGUUUAUUAUUUUUUUGUACUAUACUUGUGCUUGUUUGUGCGUUAAUUGCUGGCAAUUUUGUCGAAUAACGGUUAUUGGACAGCUGGCCGCGAGUGUAAACAGAAAGUGCUGCCCUCUCAUAUCGCCCCUCUCCCUCUCUGUCUCGCUCUCGCUCUCGCACAGUCUCGCAUCCAUUCGUAAUCUCAAGAAAUUGUUAUCAGAAUUUCAGACGUAUUCCCCAACCUUGGGUUAAUAAUACACAUAGUAUAUAGGUUAACAUAAUAAAAGCCGUGCUAAUUGGUAAUCUCUAUUGUACAACCGACAUGGCAGCGACGACAGCGCCAGCAGCGACGCCGGCAGCGACGUCGGCAGCGAGUGCAACGAAAAGUCCUGCGAAUCCGAAUCCAUUGUCCUGCGAAGAGGAAACCCUUCUCCGCGGAUUGAACAAACUCCGCACCGAAAACAAACUCACGGACGUCACUCUUAUCGUCGAGGAGCAUCGAUUCAAGGCGCACCGCGUUGUCCUGGCGGCCAGCAGCGAUUACUUUUGCGCCAUGUUCGCCGACUGUGCCAUGAUCGAGUCGCGCAAGGACGAGAUAAAUCUGUACGGGAUUACGGCCCGGGCAAUGGGCUCGAUCAUCGACUAUAUAUACACGUCGCUGUUGGAACUGAACUAUGAUAAUAUCGAGGAGAUCCUGGCGGCAGCCACUCACGUACAGGUGCGCGAGGUGAUCGAGCGAUGCACCCUGUUUCUGGGCACCAAGAUCGAGAUGGAGAAUUGCCUGGCCAUUGCGGGCAUGGCCGAUAUCUAUGGGAUUAUGGACUUAUCGGAGCGGGCACACCGCUAUAUAUGCGCCCACUUCGAGGAGUUUGCGACAACGUCGGACUUCAAGGAAAUGAAGGUGGACCAGCUGCGCUUCAUCCUCUCCAGCAACUAUCCCAUCGAUGUGGCCGAACAGGAGCUGGUGCGUCUGGUGUGCAGCUAUGCCCUGGAACAGCAGCUGGAGGAGAGCGUCCUGGGGGAUCUGCUCAGACUGAUCAACUGGCCACACAUCAGCUACAAGUCGCUGGACGAACUGAGACAUCUCAACUGCUCGCUGGACGAGGGCAAGCAACUGCAGCUGCCCACCACCUACUACAAUCGAAUAAAACAGGAGUGCAUGGGGCGAUUGCUCAACGGAGUGGCGGUGAGCCUGGAGGAUCAAUCCGCCGGUGCCCAGGGACCCAAGAACAUGCGCGGCAUGGAGCUGUGCCUGCUCAAGAUCGGCGGCUUCGAGUGGAAGGGACUGACCAAUGUGAUAAUGUGCUUCUCGCCAACGAAGAUGAGUUGGUACGAGUUGACCGCCAUACCGCACAUCGAUCAGUUCUACUCAUUCUCUUGCAUUCCAGGCAACUUUGGCACUGCCGUUCUCAACAAUAAACUCUUCAUCGUGGGCGGGGCCUACGAUGUCUGUCUGAAGGAGUACAUCCAUCCGUUUGGCUUCUGCUACUGCCCCCUGAGAAAUACGUGGAUGACCAUUGCCCCCAUUCAGUUGGAUCGCUGCCGUUUCUCCCUCAAUGCGGUGGGCAAACAGCAUCUGUAUGCGGUGGGCGGAAUUCUGGACGACGAUAACUCCGAGGAGGCGCUGCGCAUGAUCUCCAAUGUGGAGCGCUACGACAUUGCCCAGAAUGUGUGGACCUAUAUGCCCAGUCUGCAGGAGAAUCGUAGUCAGCAUGCCGGCGUCGUUGUGGGCGAUAAGCUGUACAUCUCUGGUGGCAUCCAUUUGGCCAACAUUUUGGCGAGCAUGUGGGUCUUCGACACGAAGGCGGAACACUGGCAGGAGCUGGCCCCGAUGCCCACGCCCUGCUGUGACCACGUCCUGGUGGCCGUCGACAAUCGGAUAUAUGCCUGCGGCGGAUGGCACGAGAGUCUGACGGAAUCGCGGGUUCUGGUGCAGCACAUCUAUGCCUACGACAUCGAGGGCAAUGCGUGGAGUGUGGAGACUCAGAUACCGGCGCCGAAAUUCUACUCCGGCGUGACUGCGAUGGGCCGAACCAUAUUCUUUGUGGGCGGACUCGACUCCACGGAGUCGAUCGAUCGGGCCAGUGCGGAGACUAUGGCCUACGAUCUGGAUAGCAAGGAGUGGUGGCGCGAAAAGGACUCGUGGGACUCGCCAAACGAUGUUUGGGAGUCCACAUGUGCGGCCAUCUAUGUGCCCAUGUGCGAUUUCUGAUGGACAAUGAUGAUAAACCCCAUCGAAUUUAGCGAUUCUCAUGAUAUUUAUAUAUAGUAUGUGUAGCUAGUAGCGUAGACAUACAUGCGAGAUUUUGUGAUGACUGCACAGUGACAGAAAAUGUACAUAUAUGCCUUCAUUUCGCCUUUGAAAGAUGUUGAAGAUUAAUGUUAUAUUAAAUUAUUUAAAUAACUUGUAAUUCAAUUUGUAUAGACCGCAUAUGCCUUCAGUUCGCUUUUGAAUGAUAACAAUUAGUUAAAUGUAACACUUGUAAGGCAACCUGUACUUAAAUUGUAUAGACUAAAAUAAGAAAGUUUGUCAUUAGCCCUAGCUUGUCCUUCGACGUCGAAACGACGUGGCAUUAUAACAUACAUCUUUGUUUUUUUCUCAACAUUUGACUUGACUAAUUACGUAGUCAAGUUAACCAACAAUCUUCAUUUAGCAAAUCAUUGUUAGUUUUAAUUUUUAAGAUUUCAUACUGCCUAAUUUAUUUAUUAUUUUAAAAUGACCUUAAUGUUGAAUCGACAGAAUUAAGAAGGACCUACUAGGGCAAAUAAUUGUGUAUAAAGAAUUUAUUCUUCUGUACUUUAGGUCUAUGGCAAUAAAUGAGAAAAUACAAUAAAUAA